CAGUAGCCCUCAUUGCCACCUUGCCAACCAUGAAUGGGACGGCCAAUGUGAACUCGGCCAGCCGGCCCCACUAUGCCUCCUCCAUCCCGGUGCCUCGAGCUGCUUCCCAGACCAGGAUUCACAUACCGGGCACCUCUCCCCAGCUGCGGCCACGCCAGGCCAGCCUGGCCCUGAGCCCCCAGCGUUCAGCCUCCCCAAGACUGGGGAGAGCAGGAGGCCCUUCCAGAAACUCUUCUCCUAAGGCCUCUCGGGGGAGAGGCUCCCCCAAGGCUUCUGGGGCAGGGAGAGAGUCAGCUGAGGGUGGGGAAGGCCUCUCUAGCUCCCCAUGGAGCAGUCCCAGGGCAACCCCAAAAGCUGCCCUCUCCAACCGGGCCGGGUCCAGAAGAAUUGGGGAAACACAAGGCACCCAGGGAAAGAAGAAAGUGGCUCAGGAAGGGAUUCCGGUCCGCCAGCCCCGGGGCAGGAGCCCAUCCCGAACAAGCUCUCGUGGAGAAACUCAAAUACCAGGGGCUCCUGAAGGUCGAAAACCUUUGAACUACCCAGGAAAGGAUCAAAGAGAUACAAACUACAAAAGUUCAGGGGUUUCAAAGUCUUCGGAGCCUGAUGCCGGGGCAGUGUCAGGGGCCUCUUCCCCGGUGUACAGCCCUGUGCAGAGCAAACGCCCCUCCCCCACCUCAGGGGCCAUCAGCUUCGCCUCAGUCCAUCAGCAGAGUCAGCCAGUCACAGCCACAGUAGCCCCCUUCCAGUACAGGCUUCAGACAGACCAGGAACCUGGCCCCCUCCCCCAGGCUAGCUGGGCCCUUGAUGGCUACUCUGGCCUCGCUGGUGGGACAGAGGAGAGCUUCUCCUGCACAGACGCGCGGAUCGUCCAUGCGCUCCUCGCGGGCAGAAUGUUGGGCAGCAGCGUCAAGAGCGUGCAGCCCGAGGUGGAGCUGAGCUGCAGCGGCGGCGGGGACGAGGGCGCGGACGAGCCUAGGGGCGCCGGUAGGAAGGCUGCAGCUGCGGACGGCAGAGGCAUGCUGCCCAAGCGCGCCAAGGCGCCGGGCGGCGGCGGCGGCAUGGCCAAGGCCAGUGCGGCCGAACUGAAGGUCUUCAAGUCCGGCAGCGUGGACAGCCGAGUCCCCGGCGGGCCGCCCGUCUCCAACCUGCGCAAGCAGAAGUCACUCACCAACCUCUCGUUCCUCACCGACUCGGAGAAAAAGCUGCAGCUCUAUGAGCCCGAAUGGAGCGACGAUAUGGCCAAGGCGCCCAAGGGCUUGGGCAAGGCGGGGUCCAAAGGCCGCGACGCUCCGCUUAUGUCCAAGACGCUGUCCAAGUCGGAGCACUCGCUCUUCCAGGCAAAAGGCAGCCCGGCGGGCGGCGCCAAGACCCCCCUGGCUCCCCUCGCGCCCAGCCUGGGAAAGCCGAGCCGGAUCCCGCGCGGCCCCUACGCGGAGGUCAAGCCGCUCAGCAAAGCUCCUGAGGCGGCUGUGAGCGACGACGGCAAGUCGGACGACGAGCUACUCUCCAGCAAGGCCAAGGCGCAAAAGGGCUCCGGGCCGGUGCCCUCCGCCAAGGGCCAGGAGGAGCGCGCCUUCCUCAAGGUGGACCCCGAGCUUGUGGUGACCGUGCUGGGAGACCUGGAGCAGCUGCUCUUCAGCCAGAUGCUGGACCCAGAGUCCCAGAGGAAGAGGACAGUGCAGAAUGUCCUGGAUCUUCGACAGAACCUGGAAGAGACCAUGUCCAGCCUGCGAGGGUCCCAGGUGACUCACAGCUCCCUGGAGAUGACCUGCUACGACAGUGAUGACGCCAACCCUCGAAGCGUGUCCAGCCUCUCCAGCCGCUCAUCCCCUCUGUCCUGGCGCUAUGGCCAGUCCAGCCCGCGGCUGCAGGCUGGGGACGCGCCAUCGGUGGGCGGGAGCUGCCGCUCCGAGGGGCCGCCAGCCUGGUACAUGCACGGCGAGCGGGCCCACUACUCUCACACCAUGCCCAUGCGCAGCCCGAGCAAGCUCAGCCACAUCUCCCGCCUGGAGCUGGUCGAGUCCCUGGACUCGGACGAGGUGGACCUCAAGUCCGGCUACAUGAGCGACAGCGACCUCAUGGGCAAGACCAUGACGGAGGACGACGACAUCACUACUGGCUGGGAUGAAAGCAGCUCCAUCAGCAGUGGGCUCAGUGAUGCCUCGGACAACCUCAGCUCAGAAGAGUUCAAUGCCAGCUCCUCCCUCAACUCCCUCCCAACCACUCCCACUGCCUCUCGCAGGAACUCUACAAUAGUGCUUCGCACAGACUCAGAGAAGCGCUCACUGGCAGAAAGUGGGCUGAGCUGGUUUAGUGAAUCAGAGGAGAAGGCCCCCAAAAAACUGGAGUACGACAGUGGGAGCCUAAAGAUGGAACCUGGGACUUCUAAGUGGCGGAGAGAGCGGCCCGAAAGCUGUGAUGAUUCAUCCAAGGUUGGGGAGCUGAAAAAGCCCGUCAGCCUGGGACACCCUGGUUCCCUGAAGAAAGGCAAGACCCCACCAGUGGCUGUCACUUCCCCCAUCACUCACACAGCCCAGAGUGCCCUCAAAGUCGCAGGCAAACCGGAAGGCAAAGCCACAGACAAGGGUAAACUUGCAGUGAAGAACACCGGGCUACAGCGCUCCUCUUCUGACGCCGGCCGGGAUCGCCUGAGUGAUGCUAAGAAGCCUCCCUCGGGCAUUGCUCGCCCCUCCACUUCGGGAUCUUUUGGCUACAAGAAGCCUCCUCCUGCCACGGGCACUGCCACUGUCAUGCAGACUGGUAGUUCAGCCACUCUCAGUAAGAUCCAGAAGUCCUCAGGCAUCCCUGUCAAGCCCGUGAAUGGACGCAAGACUAGCCUAGAUGUGUCCAACAGUGCAGAGCCCGGAUUCCUGGCUCCUGGUGCCCGUUCCAACAUCCAGUACCGAAGCCUGCCCCGGCCAGCCAAGUCCAGUUCUAUGAGCGUGACCGGUGGGCGGGGCGGACCUCGCCCUGUAAGCAGCAGCAUUGACCCCAGCCUCCUUAGCACCAAGCAGGGGGGCCUUACACCCUCCAGACUGAAGGAGCCUUCCAAGGUGGCCAGUGGGCGGACCACUCCAGCCCCUGUCAAUCAGACAGAUCGGGAAAAGGAGAAAGCCAAAGCCAAGGCAGUGGCCUUGGACUCGGACAACAUCUCCCUGAAGAGCAUUGGCUCCCCAGAGAGUACUCCUAAGAACCAAGCCAGCCACCCCCCAGCCACCAAGUUGGCAGAGCUGCCACCAACCCCUCUCAGGGCCACAGCUAAGAGCUUUGUCAAGCCGCCCUCACUAGCCAACCUAGACAAGGUCAACUCCAACAGUCUGGACCUGCCGUCGUCAAGCGAUGCACACGCUUCGAAGGUCCCAGAUCUGCAUCCUCCGAGCUCAGCAACCGGAAGCACUCUCCCUUCGUGCUUCACCCCUAGCCCGGCUCCCAUUCUCAAUAUUAACUCAGCCAGCUUCUCCCAGGGCCUGGAGCUAAUGAGUGGUUUCAGUGUCCCCAAAGAGACCCGCAUGUACCCCAAACUCUCAGGCCUGCACAGGAGCAUGGAGUCCCUCCAGAUGCCAAUGAGCCUGCCCAGUGCCUUCCCCAGCAGCACCCCUGUCCCCACCCCCCCAGCGCCCCCUGCCGCACCCCCAGAGGAAGAAACGGAAGAGCUGCCCUGGAGCGGCAGCCCCAGAACUGGGCAGUCGGACAGUAAUCAGCGGGAUCGGAACACUCUUCCCAAGAAAGGGCUCAGGUACCAGCUUCAGUCCCAGGAGGAGACCAAGGAGAGGCGACACUCCCAUACCAUCGGUGGGCUGCCUGAAUCCGACGACCAGUCAGAACUGCCUUCCCCCCCUGCGCUCUCCAUGUCCUUGAGUGCAAAGGGCCAGCUUACCAACAUAGUGAGUCCCACUGCGGCCACCACGCCAAGAAUCACCCGCUCCAACAGCAUCCCCACCCACGAGGCGGCCUUCGAGCUGUACAGCGGCUCCCAAAUGGGGAGCACCCUGUCCCUGGCCGAGAGACCCAAGGGGAUGAUUCGGUCAGGAUCCUUCCGAGACCCCACGGACGACGUUCAUGGCUCAGUGCUGUCCCUGGCCUCCAGUGCCUCCUCCACUUACUCCUCAGCUGAGGAGAGGAUGCAGUCUGAGCAAAUCCGGAAGCUUCGCAGGGAAUUAGAAUCAUCCCAGGAAAAAGUGGCCACCCUGACGUCUCAACUUUCUGCCAAUGCUAAUCUAGUGGCAGCUUUCGAGCAGAGCCUGGUGAAUAUGACAUCCCGCCUCCGACACCUGGCAGAGACAGCAGAGGAGAAGGACACUGAGCUGCUGGAUUUACGAGAAACCAUAGACUUUCUGAAGAAAAAGAACUCUGAAGCACAGGCAGUCAUUCAGGGAGCCCUUAACGCCUCAGAAGCCACACCCAAAGAACUCCGGAUCAAAAGGCAGAACUCCUCAGAUAGCAUCUCGAGCCUCAACAGCAUUACCAGCCAUUCCAGCAUUGGCAGCAGCAAGGACGCUGAUGCAAAAAAGAAGAAGAAAAAGAGCUGGGUCUAUGAGCUUCGAAGUUCCUUCAACAAAGCCUUCAGCAUAAAAAAGGGACCCAAGUCAGCUUCCUCAUACUCUGAUAUUGAGGAGAUUGCCACCCCUGACUCCUCUGCCCCCUCAUCCCCCAAACUACAGCACGGCUCCACAGAGACUGCUUCACCCUCCAUCAAGUCCUCCAACUCCUCCUCUGUAGGCACUGAUGUCACUGAGGGCCCUGCUCACCCGGCCCCCCACACUAGGCUCUUCCAUGGCAAUGAGGAGGAAGAGCCAGAGAAGAAGGAGGUAUCAGAACUGCGCUCUGAGCUGUGGGAGAAAGAGAUGAAGCUCACAGACAUCCGCUUGGAAGCCCUCAACUCUGCCCAUCAGCUGGACCAACUUCGGGAGACGAUGCACAACAUGCAGUUGGAGGUGGACCUGCUGAAAGCGGAGAAUGACCGGCUGAAGGUAGCCCCAGGCCCCUCAUCAGGCUCCACGCCAGGGCAGGUCCCUGGAUCAUCUGCUUUAUCAUCCCCUCGCCGCUCCCUGGGCCUCGCCCUCACACAUUCCUUCAGCCCAAGUCUCACAGACACAGACCUGUCACCCAUGGAUGGCAUCAGCACUUGUGGUCCAAAGGAGGAAGUGACCCUUCGGGUGGUGGUGAGGAUGCCGCCCCAGCACAUCAUCAAAGGGGACUUGAAGCAACAGGAAUUCUUCCUGGGAUGUAGCAAGGUCAGUGGAAAAGUUGACUGGAAGAUGCUGGAUGAAGCUGUUUUCCAAGUGUUCAAGGACUAUAUUUCUAAGAUGGACCCAGCCUCUAGUUUGGGACUGAGCACCGAGUCCAUCCAUGGCUAUAGCAUCAGCCAUGUGAAGCGAGUAUUGGAUGCAGAGCCCCCAGAGAUGCCUGCCUGCCGCCGGGGCGUCAACAACAUAUCAGUCUCCCUCAAAGGUCUGAAGGAGAAGUGCGUCGACAGCCUGGUGUUUGAGACCCUGGUCCCCAAGCCGAUGAUGCAGCACUACAUCAGCCUCCUGCUCAAGCACCGGCGCCUCGUCCUCUCCGGCCCCAGCGGGACAGGCAAGACGUACCUGACCAACCGGCUGGCUGAGUACUUGGUGGAGCGCUCUGGCCGCGAGGUCACCGAGGGCAUCGUCAGCACCUUCAACAUGCACCAACAGUCUUGCAAGGAUCUGCAACUGUAUCUCUCCAACCUGGCCAACCAGAUAGACCGGGAGACAGGAAUUGGGGAUGUCCCCCUUGUGAUCCUAUUGGAUGACCUGAGUGAAGCAGGCUCCAUCAGUGAGCUGGUCAAUGGGGCUCUCACCUGCAAGUAUCACAAAUGUCCUUAUAUUAUAGGUACCACCAAUCAGCCUGUAAAAAUGACACCCAAUCAUGGUUUGCACUUGAGCUUCAGGAUGCUGACCUUCUCCAACAACGUGGAGCCAGCCAAUGGCUUCCUGGUUCGUUACCUGAGGAGGAAGCUGGUAGAGUCGGACAGUGACAUCAAUGCCAACAAGGAAGAGUUGCUUCGGGUGCUCGACUGGGUACCCAAGCUGUGGUAUCAUCUCCACACCUUCCUUGAGAAGCACAGCACCUCAGACUUCCUCAUCGGCCCUUGCUUCUUUCUGUCCUGUCCCAUUGGCAUUGAAGACUUCCGGACCUGGUUCAUUGACCUGUGGAACAAUUCUAUCAUUCCCUACCUACAGGAAGGAGCGAAGGAUGGGAUCAAGGUCCACGGACAGAAAGCCGCUUGGGAGGACCCCGUGGAGUGGGUCCGGGACACUCUUCCCUGGCCAUCAGCCCAACAAGACCAAUCGAAGCUGUACCACCUGCCUCCGCCUACCGUGGGCCCUCAUAGCAUUGCCUCACCCCCUGAGGAUAGGACAGUCAAAGAUAGCACCCCAAGUUCUCUGGACUCGGACCCUCUGAUGGCCAUGCUGCUGAAGCUUCAAGAAGCUGCCAAUUACAUUGAGUCUCCAGAUCGAGAAACCAUCCUGGACCCCAACCUCCAGGCCACACUUUGAGGGCCCCACAGUCCCUGUCACCCCGGACAGCAGAAAGGCUGGCAGCAGUGACGUUCUCUCCUCCUCUCCCCUCUCUUCUUCCAGAGCACUGGCUCUCCGGCCCAAGAGGAGAACAGGAGGGGGAGGAGGAGGUGAAGGAAGAGGGCAGGUUCUUGGUGCUGCACCUUCGAGAACUUCCUAGGAAGGACUGGUGGGGUGGAGUUUGGAAACUUGUGUCCCUUAGAUACAUUUACUGGCCUCCUCUCAUGACUUUGGGGAAAAGAUGAUUCUGGGUCUUUUUCCUUGAUUUCUUGUCUCAAUUAGAAACUCCUAGGCUUUCUGGGGAGGGGUUCAGAAGACAUCAGAAAAAACUGCAGCAGUUCCUAAAGGAUUCUCGUGAACAGCUCCAAGAGAGACAGCCCUGAGCAGGGAGAUCUGCGGGAGGUGGAAUUUCUCGCAGACCCUUCCUCUGUCACCUCUGUCACCACUGCCACUAACUCUUCCCCCAGAGAUCUGGCUGGAGCCCAGAAAAAGAAGCAUGUGGUUUAAAAACUGUUUAAAUCAAUCUGUAAAAGAUAUUUAAAAAGAAAAAAAAAAAGGAAAGAUGAAGCUGGAGAGAGAGGAAACAGUUGCCAAGGUAGAGAGAGUGCUGCCCGUCCCUGGAUGACGUCAGGGAGGAUGACAAGAUGGUUGCCACACCACAAAAAUAACAUUCCAGCCUUCAGAGAAAGACUGCUAGCCCCGUCUGGCACCCUCUAAUUUAACAUGCAUGACAGUCAAUAAACCCUACUUUUUUAAUUUUUUAUUUUCGCUUUUUGUUUUGUUUCUUUUUUUCCCUCCUCCCCUGUGCCUAUUUAUUUUCCUUUUCUCUCUUUCUUUCUUUCUUUUUUAUCCCCUCCCUCUCCCCCCGCCCCCAUUUCCUGUAAUGUCCACCAAAUGCUUGGAUUGCUCUUCCUGAGCCUAGUUUGGCUUUGCCAAGCGGGUUUUCUCUGGAGAAUCCGAUUGCCAUCUAACUGGCCCUAGCUAGACACCUGCCACACCACUAUCUCUAGCAUCCUUGGGACUUGUAGGAGACAUGAAGCAUCAGCUCAGACAGAAGUAGUAGAAGAACCUUGACUUCCCUUUUGAGAAAGCACACAUUUUGCCUGAAUGCUCAGCUGCCAGCUUCUGACUUAAAAAUGUAUCACCCCAUGUGGAUGGAAGAUCUACUCUGAGCUUCUCACUGGACUGGGAAGAAAACCAGGACACUAGAAAUAUUCGUUUGUGUCGUGGCCUGUUUGGCUCCUCACUACCCCAUUCUGACAGCAGCCACUCUGCUCAACUAAAUCCAAAAUCCCUAGCUGGCCUUUACUAUUUGUUUCUGAGAAGUAAAUAUUCACUUAUAAGAGACUGGACAUCCGUAGGACAUACUCCCAAUCAGAAUAGAAGGCUCAAGGAGUUUGAUUUGGUGGCAAAGUUCUGCCUUCCAGAGGGAUCCACCUUUAUAGCAGAAGUCGCCCCAGAGGUCUGGCAGUCUGUACGCCUUCAUUCAACAAACACUUAUUGAGUACCCACUGUCUGUCAGUCACUAGGUUUAAAAAAAAAAAAUGACGAGACUUGAGCCCUUAUGUUCACAGUCUAGAAAUCUUAACCUCCAUUCAAUGCCCAUCUUCUUAUCUAGACCCUCAGGAUCAUCUAAGAAAUGUAGCCAAAACCCAAGUUGCCGGCUAGAAAGAAGCCUUUGACUAGACGUCCCAUACAUGGGGGGCAGAAGAUCUGGGAUCAGUUAAGAUGGACCCUGAAGGACUGCAGAAUCUUGCUUUAUCUCAAGUGGGCAAGUUCUCUUCCUGCCAUUUCUGGAAGACCCCGUGGGACCAGAUCCAGGCUGAAGUGCCUGGUGAGGACAAAGUCUUAGGGUUCUGCAGAUCAAAGAUCUGUGAUCAGCCUGGGCCCAAGCAUUUGUUCUUCAGAUUCCUAAGUAGCACAAGACCUUAUCAGGACCUAUAGGCAUACGAACCUGGACCAUCCUGUCCUACCCAACCAAGGGAUACAUGCAUCUGACUCUUCACAUCGGGAUAUUUCCAUUUAGGUCCAGAAGAUGGUUCGAGUUGCUCCCCAAGAAAGCUUCUGCAUUCACCUGGUAGCUCCCAGGGAUGACAGGGUCCUCUGUAAUGGAGACUAUUAUUGCUUUUGCUGCUAAGUCCAUGAGCUGUGAAGAUCCCCAACCAACUCAGCUGUAAAAUAUGCAAUUCUGUGGUGGGAAGAGGAUGUUUGUGCAAGGAUGGUGCUGAAAUCACUGCCUUAAGGUCUCUGCUGUGCAGAAUGAGGACACCCCAGAGCUGGGUGUUCUCACUUGGAAGGAAGGGAAGACCAGAUGGGCCUUCUUUGGACCGAGGCCUCUUCUGAACCCUGUCCUUAGCUCCAGUCCCAUGGCAAGGCUCAGACUUUUAAUGCCAACUUGAUCAGGCAGGUGAGCCCUUAACUCUCUAUUUUCUGGUGCUGCCCAGCCAGUGCCUUCUAGCAUGGAUGUUACUGGCUACUUGAGAAAAAGGAAAGGGGAGAGCCCCUUCCUCCAUUCCAACUGCCUCAGACCCUCAAAGGGAUUCUUGCCUCCCUGGUAACCAUGGAAACCACCAUGAAUUCUCCUUGGAUCCUCAGCAGGUUGAUUCUGGAGGCCUCUCCUGGUGUGAAUUUUAAUCUCUAUUCUUGGGACCCACCACCCUCUACUCUGAGUUGACUGCUGCAUUCAGCCCAGGUCUCUAGUUGCUUUCCUCCACAAAGUGUGUCCCCAUCUAAUGAGGCAGCACUGCAGCCUCAGCUUUCCCUCUGGAGCCUGGGACCCUGUUUACAGUUGCACACUUGGGCCCCUCACUGGGGGGAUCCAUCAUCUCACCAAGGAAUCACAGUUAUGUGGCAACUGCAAAGGGUUGAGCCUCCUCAUGGUGCUAUAACCCCUUGGGGCGCUCAUCCAGACUUCUCUGAAGCAGAAAACCUGAGCUCCCCGCUACUGCCCUGGAAUUAAUGGCAAGAGCAAAUCCACGGCAUUCUCUCCUACCUACGCACCUGCUUCUUAGUUGAGGCCACUGGGAUCCCUCCAAAAGUGAAAACUGGGUCCCACAGCUAAGUUCUCAGCCUGCAGGCACCUUCAGAAGAACUCAGCCUGUCUAGGACUGGGAUGUGUGCUCUCCCCUUCCUCUCCAGACUCUCAACUCCAUUCCUCACCAAAGUGGGCUAGCAGAGGACAUGGUCAAACCCAAAAUCACCUUCUGAGGAGAGCCACAACUGCAGGAGAGGUUCCUGAGCAGAGUCCCUCUCAUUUCUGGAUGAAGACGACCAACAACACAUUUUGUCCAGUGUAUGUGUUUCUCAAUCCCUGCCUAGGCAUUAAAAAUAAAAUACCAGGUAAUUGGAGGCUAAUAUGGGACCUGAUGUCUGUGUGUGUCUCUCUCUCUCUUCCAUCUCUCUCUCUCUCAAGAGCAGUUUGCUGUUGCUGUUUCCUAUCUUCUGAGGCUUCAGAAUAUUUUUUUAAAAAUCUAUGCUUUGUGGCAGCUCUACGGUGCUUAUCUCUGUCUUUGUGUGAAUCCUUAUACCAACGUCUCUUUCAUGUAGUCUAACCAUGGGAAGCUAGAGGCUACCAAGGAAGAAAGAUUUGCUGUCCCUGGACAGACCCUGCAGUGAAGUCCUUGUUGACUGCCAUGCUACAUUUGGUUUUAAAUUACCAGCCUUCUAACAAAUCUAUUCAGACUCCCUCAGGAUUUGAGACAAAAUAGUGACCUUUUUUUGUUCUUUUUCAUUUCACUUCUGGUGUCUUGGUUUUCCUGGUUUGCAAGAUUUCCAAUGGACCUAAUCUCCCCAGGUCUUCACUUCUGGCUCCCUGAGACCAGCAUCACGCUAUUCAGAGGGAAACCCCCUUUUAGUCUCAGAUGUAACUAGUUCGUGUACUAUUACAAAAAAGUGGGAAGAGAAAAGUCUGCUCUUCCUCACAAACACCUCACAUCAUCACCUGAGAUGACACCCAGAUACAGAAAGUCUGCUUAUAGGUAAAAUGUGCCAGACCGAGUGAGACUUGGUCCUACAAGGCAGCGUCAAGAGACCUACGGGAGGCUCUCUGGCUUCUUUAUUGCCAGGGUGUUUGGGGAAGGAAGAUGUUCUUGUCCUAAUCACAUGUUUCUCAUAGGGUUCAAGUGCUAAAGUGAUCUAGAUCGCCAAAUGUAACUCGUCCUCAUAACCACUUUUUCUUAUUCCUGGCCUGUAGCUAAGCUAAAGCUAAUAAGUAGACUAUAAUAAGUCAACCCCACAAAUGGGGUGAAAUGGGUUUUUCCAGAGGGUUUACUGAUGCAUAGACUGAUUUAAUGCUGGUUUGCUCUUUCUAUGACUAGUAACUACUAGCAAGUUAUGGUUCCACUAAAGAGGCUGUAAGUAAUAAAAUGGUCUUAGGGACACUGUGUUCCCAAAAGGCCAAUGCCUGAAGAUACUGCCCUUUAUACUUGAAUCGGCUUUGUAUAUUCGUGAGUCCUCAACCAACCUGAUCAGGGACGUAUGGCUCUCCCCACUGCUGACGAUCCACGUGUACAUGUGUGCUCAGCCUAGCCUUGGAAGCAAGCACUGCCGGCCAUGGACCCUGGCAAACAAUAAACUGGAAGAUAAGGACACCAGUAGAAGCUGCACAGAGACCAUUAAUGCUGAAAAUUAAACCUAUGUAUACUGGGUCUUCCCAGUUUGA
This is a messenger RNA of Suricata suricatta (meerkat), 11205 nucleotides long. It is a transcript of the gene NAV1, whose product is annotated as neuron navigator 1. Lineage: Eukaryota; Metazoa; Chordata; Mammalia; Carnivora; Herpestidae. Gene Ontology annotation, cellular component: axon initial segment; microtubule cytoskeleton. The transcript has 32 exons. Bases 30 to 6524 code for a protein of 2164 amino acids. The record is from RefSeq and is a predicted model, not a curated record. Gene Ontology annotation, molecular function: ATP hydrolysis activity. Gene Ontology annotation, biological process: nervous system development; neuron migration; neurogenesis.